AUGGGCGACGACUCAGUGAGCUCGUCCUUGCCCAGCAAGCCUAACGGCUCCAAUGGCCAUUCGCUCACCCCACGCGAGACCCCGGCGCAGGCUUCGGACAUCGCAAAACGAAACGCUGCACAGAGGGGCGAAGGCGCUCCUCGGGCACAGCCACCGACCAGAUCUCGAAGCCGUGCAAAGAGGAGAUUCAGUGGUAGCACCGGCGCCAGCAGCCACAGCCCAAGUAGUGAUAGAGGCUAUCACUCUAGAAAGGACGAGGAGUCGAAGUCCGCGCCAUGGGGCGUUAUAGGUGUCUGCGCGCUUGAUGUAAAGGCUCGGAGCAAGCCGAGCCGGAAUAUCCUCAAUCGACUCAUCGCCAACAAGGAAUUCGAUGUCAUCGUUUUCGGGGACAAGGUCAUCCUAGACGAAGACAUUGAGAACUGGCCCAUCUGUGACUAUCUUAUAUCGUUUUAUUCCGAUGGGUUCCCUUUGGACAAGGCUAUUGCCUACGUGAAGGCACGAAGGCCUUUCUGCGUUAACGAUGUACCCAUGCAAAAGAUCCUAUGGGAUAGGAGGAUAUGUUUGAUGAUCCUCGACAAGAUCAAGGUCCCUACACCGAAGAGGCUGGAGGUCAAUCGAGAUGGUGGACCAAGUCUUCUAACACCAGAAAUGGCGGCCCAUCUGAAGGAAACGACGGGCGUGGUCCUGGACGGGCCCGAAGACGGGACUGGCGGCCAGAUGAGUCCUCCUCAAGUGGUGGAGCUUUUAAACAACGGUGAUACCUUGUCCGUCGAUGGCGCGCUUUUGCCCAAACCAUUCGUCGAAAAGCCUAUUAGCGGAGAAGAUCAUAAUAUAUGCAUAUACUAUCCUAAGAGCCAGGGUGGUGGAGCUCGAAAACUAUUCCGUAAGAUAGGUAACAAAAGUUCCGAGAGAGUCGAGGGUAUGAAUGUUCCUCGCGCUAUUCUGGACCCUAAUAGCAGCUACAUCUACGAGAAGUUCAUGAAUGUGGACAAUGCGGAGGACGUGAAAGCAUACACCGUAGGGCCGAAUUUCUGCCACGCAGAAACCCGCAAAUCACCUGUCGUGGAUGGCUUGGUUCGACGCAACACUCACGGGAAGGAAGUUCGUUAUAUCACCAGUCUUUCCAAGGACGAACAGUCAAUGGCAAGCCGGAUCGCUAUGAGUUUUGGCCAGCGCGUCUGUGGAUUUGAUCUGUUGCGAGCCGAGGGGAAAAGUUAUGUCAUUGACGUCAAUGGUUGGAGUUUUGUCAAGGACAACGAUGAAUACUAUGAUCAAUGUGCCCGCAUUUUAAGAGAAAUGUUUAUCCGAGAAAAGCAGACACAGCUAGGACUACCAACGGAUAAUAGCACCGCCACACCAGCCCAAUCAGAUGGCACCGCCAGCCCCGUCGUCAGGAAAGAUACAGCUAAAGAAAACCAUCGGUCAACAUUCCAGACACUUAUUUCCAGGUCCCCUAGCAUGCCCAAAUUGCAUGCCAAUCAUAAGAAGGCUCCAGUGGUUGCAUCUCCGGAUGUUUCGAGCGCCCCGACACCAAGAACAUCGCCGCCUGGGGCCGACAAAGGUUUGCAACUUUCAAGCGUACCUGCUGUUGCUUUUCUACCUCCGCCCCUCAUGGCAGUACCAACGUCGAGCUUGCCAUCCGCAUCACCGUCGGCCAUAGUAUCUACACCAGCUAGUAGCUCGUCACACAGGAAAGAGUCAAUGCCACCACCGGCGCCGAAACAUACCUGGAAAUUGAAAGGUAUGGUGUCGGUGAUUCGCCAUGCUGAUCGAACGCCAAAGCAGAAGUACAAGUUUACUUUCCAUACGAAACCGUUUGUCGAUUUGCUUAAAGGCCACCAAGAGGAAGUAUUGUUAACCGGAGAGGCUGCGCUUGACAGCGUAAUCAUGGCUGUUGAUAUUGCAAGGCGAGAAGGAAUUGAAGACAGUGAAAAGUUGAGGACAUUGCGAAACGCUCUUGUUAAAAAAGGGGGGUGGGCAGGCACCAAGGUUCAGAUAAAGCCCAUGUUCCGAGAAAGGAAGCCGGAGGAAUCGUUGGCUAGCAUAUCUGAAGCCAUGGAUCCCAAGAUUCGGGCUGUAGCCGCAACUCCACAGUCGUCUACAAAAGUACAGGAGAAGGAAGCUACGUAUGAAGAGGAAAUUUCAACUGCAGGUGAAGGAGCCGGUGAAAGAAAUCCCAGAAAACCUCCAACGAGAAGCGACUCUCUUUCUGGCAUCACUCUAUCUCGAAUAACAGCCGCGGAAAACAGUCUCGUUCUAGAUAAGCUGCAGCUCAUCGUGAAAUGGGGGGGGGAACCAACGCACUCGGCCAGAUACCAAUCCCAGGAACUCGGGGAGAAUAUGCGAAACGACCUGAUGUUGAUGAAUAGAGAGAUCCUGGACGAAGUUCAUGUUUUCAGCAGCUCGGAGAGACGUGUUACAACGAGCGCACAAAUCUGGGCCUCUGCGUUCACCGAUCAAAAGGACCUCCCUUCGGAUUUUAUCACUAUUAGAAAGGACUUAUUAGAUGAUUCGAACGCCGCCAAGGAUGAGAUGGACAAAGUCAAGAAGAAGCUCAAGACCCUGCUUAGACAAGGAAUUGAGGCACCGCCGCAGUUUGCCUGGCCUACAAACAUGCCCGAACCUUCUAUCGUCCAGGCUUAUGUUGUGCAGCUAAUGAAGUUCCAUCGACGGGUCAUGCGCCAUAACUACAAAAAGCUCUACGGGGGUUCCUCAUCAUCCCUCAACACUAUUGCAAAUCCAGGUGAUAAACCAAAUGGCAACUCCUCGGCCAUGGGCUCGUCCAUGGCUCAGGCAACCGCUCAAGGCAACGUCCAGUCCCGCUGGUGCUGCGGCGAAGAUGCGGAACUAUUCAAGGAGAGAUGGGAAAAGCUGUUCACCGAGUUCUGUGACGGGGAUAAAGUAGACCCAAGUAAAAUUUCUGAGCUCUAUGACACCAUGAAAUUUGAUGCCCUGCAUAAUCGGCAAUUCCUAGAAUGGGUCUUUACGCCGAGCAAAAGCAUCCUCGAAGAGGAGGAGGAGGCCCUUACAGCGGAGUCGAAAGGCAUAGAGAAAGAACAGCCAAGAGAAACGGAAGAUUCCCAUCCAGAAUCAAGCCAGACUCAGCCGAUAGAAAAGGUGGAAAGCAACAAAGGCCCACACCGCCGCAUUUUCAGAAAACGGUCGAUGAUGGUUGGAAAUGGAAACAGAACUACCGAGGAGGCACCAGAGCAAUACUUCCGUCUUUUCACUGGCAGUAGCCAAACCAGGGCCAAAACCGAUGCACGCCUCGAGAAACUGCGAGAGCUUUACCGGUUGGCAAAGGUUCUAUUUGAUUUCAUCUGUCCACAGGAGUACGGAAUUACCGACCAUGAAAAGCUCGAAAUCGGCCUACUAACAUCUCUUCCUUUGCUCAAGGAAGUUGUUCAGGACCUUGAAGAGAUGCAGGCAUCAGACGACGCCAAGUCCUUUAUAUACUUCACCAAGGAAUCGCACAUCUAUACUCUCCUUAACUGUAUCCUCGAAGGUGGUAUUGAAACCAAAAUCAAACGCAGCGCAAUCCCUGAGCUCGACUACCUCUCGCAAAUAUGCUUUGAGUUGUACGAAUCUGAGAACAAGACACCACCAGAUGCUCCUCCUGGAGACGUGCCAAAAUAUGCGUAUUCUAUCCGCAUCACAAUCAGUCCAGGGUGCCAUACGUUCGAUCCGUUAGAUGUGCAACUCGACAGCAAGCACUGCAUCGGCUGUGCGCCCAGACGAAGUUUAACUGCGCAUGGCGAUUGGAAGAAGGUCAUCGAGACGCUGAGAGCAAAGUUCCAUCAGGUAAAACUCCCAAAGAGUUUCCUAGCGGUGAAUUUGAGCGAGUCGCAUACAUUUCACAAGAAAGACGAAUUAGACGAACUGAAGAAAGACGACUCGACCGCUUCAACGAAUCAUAGUUGGACAACUAUAGAUAAGGAGGCUCCAAGAGAAACUCAACACGAUGGAAAUCCAGUUCAAGACGCAACGGUGCACAGUUCCGGAGCUACUACUCCACACACGAAUACCACAAACGCCUGA
Messenger RNA from Venustampulla echinocandica, 4038 nucleotides. RefSeq lists its product as uncharacterized. The record is from RefSeq and is a predicted model, not a curated record. Bases 1 to 4038 code for a protein of 1345 amino acids. Gene Ontology annotation, molecular function: inositol hexakisphosphate kinase activity; diphosphoinositol pentakisphosphate kinase activity; 5-diphosphoinositol pentakisphosphate 1-kinase activity. Lineage: Eukaryota; Fungi; Ascomycota; Leotiomycetes; Helotiales; Pleuroascaceae. Gene Ontology annotation, biological process: inositol metabolic process; inositol phosphate biosynthetic process. Gene Ontology annotation, cellular component: cytosol. The transcript is spliced from 3 exons.